CUUUGCAACAAAGUUUUGCGGCUCAAAAUUUAUAAAGAGCCGGACCGCCAGAAAACCGUUUAUUGUACUUUUAGGAACCGUUUAAUUCAUAUCUCGCCGCGAUCGAAAAAAAUGCGUAAUAAAUACUUUGUCGUUCUGAUAUGCGCUUCCUGCAUUUGUGCAUGUGCCGCUGUGCCGGAUAGCUAUUCCGGGGAUAUCCAAAACUCGAAUUCAUUGGAUUUCGGCAAUGACAAUGGAGGCUAUAGCUAUAGCUCACCGCCGAACAACAACUACCUACCUCCAGCCACUCCUGCCCCAGAGUACCUUCCUCCGCCAAACAAUGGAUACCAAUAUAAUCCACCUCCAAACAACAACUAUCUGCCACCCCCUAACAACAACUACCUACCUCCUCCUCCUGAAUAUGGACCACCUCCUGGUUAUCCGUCCUAUGGUCCACCACCUCCUCCCUUUUAUAAGCCAGCUCCGCCCAUGCCCUAUCAUUCGCACGAUUCCUUUUUAGAAAAACUGAAGUCCAAGAUCAACUUAUAUACCCUUGGAAAGAUAUUGCUUAAGCUCUUGAUAUUCAAGAAAAUUGUCAAGUUCAUUGGAUUAAUAUUCUUACUUUUGGUUUUGCCAAAGCUGAAAAAUAUUUUCAAGGAUGAUAUGAUGUCUGGAUCUGGUGAGAGCGAUGGAAUGGAGAGUAAAUUUGUAGAAACAGAUAAGGAUAAAUUAGCCCAACAAAUUGAAGAUCUUUACGAUUUUGUUAUAAAUUCGAUAGAAAAUUUCGAAGGAAGAAGCUCAUAGAUCUAUACCAAAUGUAGUUUAA
Drosophila eugracilis is the source of this 805-nucleotide messenger RNA. RefSeq lists its product as uncharacterized. Bases 112 to 783 code for a protein of 223 amino acids. The transcript has 3 exons. NCBI's taxonomy places the organism in Eukaryota, Metazoa, Arthropoda, Insecta, Diptera, Drosophilidae. The record is from RefSeq and is a predicted model, not a curated record.